AUGUCGUGGUGGGGGGACCAGGUUGGAGAGGUUGGCCAGGGCCGCCUCACACAGGCCUGGGUCAAGGUGCUGGUGACGGGGAAAAGCACGCUCACAUUUAUCGAGCAUUUGUCAUGGGCCCUUUGUUACGUGGGCCUCCUGUUCUUCAUCCAGCAGGAGGUACCCGUACCCUCCCAUGCUCUCAGAGGAGCCCCCACAACCCACCCCUGCUGGUAUUGCUGGCCCUUGAGGGGUUCCCGACCUGUGGCAGUGUGUCAGGUGGCUGAUGGUUUCCCUCCUGGGCCUCGCUCGGCUCUGAAAAAGGAACUCAGCCCCCAGGACAAGGUACCAAGACCUCCAGUCACCCAUGGGCCUUCCCUUCCUCCCCCUGCAGAGCUGAAGAAGUCCCUCUAUGCCAUCUUCUCCCAGUUUGGCCAGAUCCUGGAUAUCCUGGUUUCCCGAAGCCUGAAGAUGAGGGGCCAGGCCUUUGUCAUUUUCAAGGAGGUCAGCAGCGCCACCAACGCCCUGCGCUCCAUGCAGGGUUUCCCCUUCUACGACAAGCCCAUGCGCAUUCAGUAUGCCAAGACUGACUCGGAUAUCAUUGCCAAGAUGAAGGGCACCUUCGUGGAGCGGGACCGCAAGCGGGAGAAGAGGAAGCCCAAGAGCCAGGAGACCCCAGCGGCCAAGAAGGCCGUACAGGGUGGGGCAGCCGCCCCCGUGGUGGGGGCUGUCCAGGGGCCUGUCCCGGGCAUGCCCCCGAUGACCCAGGCACCCCGCAUCAUGCACCACAUGCCUGGCCAGCCUCCCUACAUGCCGCCUCCUGGCAUGAUCCCCCCUCCAGGCCUGGCUCCUGGCCAGAUCCCGCCAGGGGCCAUGCCCCCGCAGCAGCUUAUGCCGGGGCAGAUGCCGCCUGCCCAGCCUCUUUCAGAAAAUCCACCAAAUCACAUCUUAUUCCUCACCAACUUGCCCGAGGAGACCAACGAGCUCAUGCUGUCCAUGCUUUUCAACCAGUUCCCUGGCUUCAAGGAGGUCCGACUGGUCCCUGGGCGGCACGACAUCGCCUUUGUGGAGUUUGACAAUGAGGUGCAGGCAGGGGCUGCUCGUGAUGCACUGCAGGGCUUCAAGAUCACCCAGAACAAUGCCAUGAAGAUCUCCUUUGCCAAGAAGUAGCACCUUUUCCCCCUGCCUGCCCCUGCCCCCUGUUCUGGGGCCACCCCUUCCCCCCCUUGGCUCAGCCCCCUGAAGGUAAGUCCCCCUCGGGGGCCUUCUCAGAGCCGUGUGUGAGUUGAGUGGUCGCCACACAGCAUUGUACCCAGAGUCUGUCCCCAGACAUUGCACCUGGCGCUGUUAGGUUGGAAUUAAAAUGGCUUUUUUUGAGGUUCGGUUUUUCACAA
This is a messenger RNA of Leptonychotes weddellii (Weddell seal), 1373 nucleotides long. The record is from RefSeq and is a predicted model, not a curated record. Lineage: Eukaryota; Metazoa; Chordata; Mammalia; Carnivora; Phocidae.